AGCAGCAGCAGCAGCAGCAGCAGCAGCAGUUGCAGCAGCAGCAGCAGUAGCAGCAGCAGCAGCAGCAGCAGGCGGAGAAGCAACGGCAGCAAGAUGUGCGGAAUCUUUGCAUAUAUGAACUACAGAGUACCCCGGACAAGGAAGGAGAUUUUUGAAACUCUAAUAAAGGGUCUCCAGAGGCUGGAAUACAGAGGAUAUGAUUCUGCGGGUGUGGCAAUCGAUGGAAAUAAUAAUGAAGAUAAAGAAAGACACAUCAAACUAGUUAAGAAAAGGGGGAAAGUCAAGGCUCUUGAUGAAGAACUCUACAAGCAAGAUGGCUUGGACCUCAAAGUUGAGUUCGAGACACAUUUUGGAAUGGCUCACACUCGCUGGGCCACACACGGAGUCCCCAGUGCUGUGAACAGUCACCCUCAGAGAUCCGAUAAAAACAACGAAUUUGUUGUCAUCCAUAAUGGGAUCAUCACAAAUUAUAAGGACCUGAGGAAAUUUCUGGAGACCAAAGGGUAUGAGUUUGAGUCCGAAACGGAUACUGAGACAAUUGCCAAGCUGAUCAAAUAUGUGUAUGAUAACAGAGAAAGCGAAGACAUCAGCUUCUCAACCCUGGUAGAAAGAGUCAUUCAGCAGUUGGAAGGAGCAUUCGCAUUGGUUUUUAAGAGCAUCUACUACCCAGGUGAAGCAGUAACAACCCGGAGAGGAAGCCCUCUGCUCAUUGGAGUUCGCAGCAAAUAUAAACUUUCCACGGAACAGAUCCCCAUCUUAUAUAGGACAUGCAACAUUGAGAAUGUGAAGAACAUCUGUAAAACCCGAAUGAAGAGGCUGGAUAGUUCAACCUGCCUUCACGCUGUUGGAGACAAAGCCGUAGAAUUUUUCUUUGCUUCCGAUGCCAGUGCUAUUAUUGAACACACCAACAGAGUCAUUUUCCUUGAAGAUGAUGACAUUGCAGCAGUGGCUGAUGGAAAACUCUCCAUCCACCGAGUGAAACGCUCAGCUAGCGAUGAUCCAUCUCGAGCCAUCCAGACCCUGCAGAUGGAAUUGCAGCAAAUUAUGAAAGGAAACUUCAGUGCUUUCAUGCAGAAGGAGAUUUUCGAGCAGCCAGAAUCAGUCUUCAACACCAUGAGGGGCAGGGUGAAUUUUGAGACCAACACAGUGCUGCUAGGGGGCUUGAAAGACCACUUGAAAGAGAUCCGAAGGUGUAGACGGCUGAUCAUCAUUGGCUGUGGGACUAGCUACCACGCGGCAGUUGCAACACGGCAGGUAUUGGAAGAACUGACAGAGUUGCCUGUGAUGGUGGAACUUGCUAGCGACUUCCUGGACAGAAAUACCCCUGUAUUUAGAGAUGAUGUUUGCUUUUUCAUAAGUCAGUCAGGUGAGACCGCCGACACCAUCAUGGCCCUGCGUUACUGCAAGGAGCGUCGAGCUCUGACGGUUGGCAUCACGAACACGGUGGGCAGCUCCAUCUCCAGAGAGACCGACUGCGGCGUGCACAUCAACGCCGGCCCUGAAAUCGGGGUAGCGAGCACCAAGGCUUACACCAGCCAAUUCGUCUCCCUGGUGAUGUUUGGCCUGAUGAUGUCGGAAGACCGCAUUUCUCUGCAAAAUAGGAGGCAGGAGAUCAUCAACGGACUGCAGUCGCUCCCAGAGAUGAUCAAAGAAGUGUUAGCUUUGGAUGAGAAGAUCCAUGAUCUGGCCUUGGAACUCUACAAACAAAGAUCCCUUUUGGUGAUGGGUCGUGGUUAUAACUACGCUACUUGCCUGGAAGGAGCAUUGAAAAUCAAGGAGAUCACAUACAUGCACUCGGAAGGCAUCUUGGCAGGAGAGUUAAAACACGGGCCCCUAGCCCUCAUUGAUAAACAGAUGCCAGUGAUCAUGGUCAUUAUGAAGGAUCCCUGCUUUACAAAGUGCCAGAAUGCUCUGCAACAGGUCACUGCUCGCCAGGGUCGCCCGAUCAUACUGUGCUCGAGGGAUGAUACCGAGAGUUCCAAGUUUGCAUAUAAAACUAUUGAGCUGCCACAGACGGUCGACUGCCUCCAAGGAGCCUUAAGUGUUAUUCCUUUGCAAUUGCUCUCAUUCCACUUGGCGGUUCUCAGAGGAUAUGAUGUUGACUUUCCUAGAAACCUGGCCAAAUCAGUGACGGUGGAAUAAGAAGAGAUGAGUGUUUGUUGUACUUGGGUCACUCAAGUGUCGUUCUGCUUCUUCACAUUCAACGGUCUGAUUUGUUACAUGCUUGUAACUAGAAUUGACAAAGUAAACUGAAAAGUGAGAGUGUUUUUAGAGAGUUCUCGAGUACCUUGUUUAAUUGCAGCUUGAAAAGCUUUCAAUGUGCCUUUACCCAAGUGCUUUUGCUUAUAGCAAAUACCUGUUUCUAUAUGUCCUGAAGUUGCCAAAGGAGGAGGAAAAUCAUUGUUUACAUAUGGUAUACAGAAUGAACUUUUCUACUACUGUGCAAUAUAUAUAUAUAUAUAUAAAUACAUCUCUUCAGAGUAACUGUGAACAUUUUUUUAGCCAAUACUACUUAGUUUUAAAGACAAAGUAUUUAUAACUACAGUUGUAUAGCUUUUAAGUUAUUUUUCUAGUCUGUUGCUUGACUGUAGCAGUGGUAAUCCCCUUAUUGUAAAUCCCCGACAUGUAACAGUUCGUUGUUUUAAUGUGCUGUCUCCAUUAAAGAGUAGUUCACAUGUUAACUUGGAACUACAGAAUGGAUCUCCCGCCUUUCCCAUGCUUCCCCGAUCAUUCUCAUCUCUCUCCAGCUCCCAGUAACCUGAGAAUCGUCAACUUUGACUCAUUGCCCCAAGGCUGCAAUUCCUCAAGCUGUCACUUCAGUCUUAUCUGGUCCCAGUUCUCAAGCCAAAGUAGCAUUUCGGUGAAUGCUUAGAACCAAACUGGCUUGGAAUUUCCCGUGCAAGGGGAAAUCUUUCAAAUGGGCUGCCAGUUUAAAAGCAUAUGCAGACCAAUCGCUAUGCAACAAAACAAAAUAAAGACAGUACACUUUU
Ornithorhynchus anatinus (platypus) is the source of this 2990-nucleotide messenger RNA. It is a transcript of the gene GFPT2, whose product is annotated as glutamine-fructose-6-phosphate transaminase 2. Gene Ontology annotation, molecular function: carbohydrate derivative binding; L-glutamine:D-fructose-6-phosphate transaminase (isomerizing) activity. The transcript has 19 exons. The record is from RefSeq and is a predicted model, not a curated record. The coding region runs from base 94 to 2142 and encodes 682 amino acids. Gene Ontology annotation, biological process: protein N-linked glycosylation; carbohydrate derivative biosynthetic process; UDP-N-acetylglucosamine metabolic process. NCBI's taxonomy places the organism in Eukaryota, Metazoa, Chordata, Mammalia, Monotremata, Ornithorhynchidae.